Pocillopora verrucosa is the source of this 4892-nucleotide messenger RNA. Lineage: Eukaryota; Metazoa; Cnidaria; Anthozoa; Scleractinia; Pocilloporidae. The record is from RefSeq and is a predicted model, not a curated record.
AUGGAACAGAACUUUAUACAGUAUGUUUAUCGUCAGUAUGUUUAUCAUUCCUUUUCAUCGCAGAUGAGAUAUCUCUACAGAGUCAGUGAUGAAGAAUCUGGAGAAUGUCGUGGUGCUCUGGGAUUGGAAAGCGGUGUGAUCACUGAUGGCCAAAUUACAGCUUCUUCUGAAGCUGGCGCUAAGUUGGCACCCAGCAAUGCCAGGUUACAUUUAAAGAAACAGAAGACACCUAGAAAGAGGGACGGUGGUUGGUCAGCUAAGAAAGGUGAUGUCAAUCAGUGGCUCCAAAUUGAUCUUUUUGACGAGAAUGCUAAAGUGACUGGUGUAGCUACACAAGGACGAGAAGACAACAACCAGUGGGUACUAGAGUACAAGUUACAGUUCAGUAAUGAUGGAAUGGACUUUCAAGACUACGUGGAACCAGGACAGACUGAGGGAAAGGUAUUUACCGGUAACACAGACAGAUCGACUGUUGUUCGUCACGAUUUGAGUCAACCAAUCACGGCUCGUUUCAUCCGUUUUCGGCCUCUCAUUUGGAAGGGGGCCAUAUCCAUGAGAGCGGAGCUCUAUGGUUGCUUGGCUCAAACAUGUGCAAACCCUCUCGGCAUGGAAAGUGGUGAAAUCUCCGACGCUCAGCUCUCUGCUUCUUCGAAAGUUGGCACAAACCAUGGACCACAGCGUGGCCGACUAAACAUUUGGAGACAGUGGUCGUCGAGAGGUGCUUGGUCUGCUGAAACAGAUGAUGUCAAUCAGUGGUUCCAGAUUGAUCUUCUGAGUCAAUAUACAAAAGUGACGGCCAUAGCUACACAAGGAAGUGAAGACAUGAAGGAGUGGGUCACUAAAUACAAGCUGCACCACAGCCAGGAUGGAGUGAAUUUCGAUUCAUAUAAAGAGCCUGGAGAAGCUAUAGACAAGGAUUUUGCGGGAAACAAGGACCAGAACACCAUCGUUUAUCAUAAACUAAAAAAGCCAAUUAUCGCACGUUUCAUCCGAUUUGUUCCCAUGGCAUGGUUUGGACACAUCUCCAUGCGAGUGGAACUUUAUGGCUGCUCAGCUCUGUUGGAAAAUUUGGACGAGAGCGGAGAUGGAUUUGCCAGCCAAAGUGAAAUAGUAAACUUUGGAUUAGUGUGGCAGGGUGACGUAGACUACUUCGAUCUGAACUAUGAUGGUAAGCUCAAUCUCGAGGAGACCAAAAUACUGAUGUCCAAAGACUUAGAAAAGAAAAAGAUGAUAUGCCAUUUCAAAGCCACUGACACGAACCAUGACUUGUUCGUGACGGCGGAAGAGCUGAAAACACGAUUUGAACAUCUCAAAUAUGACAUUACUCAAGACGGAGUUGUUGAAUUUAUUCAGCAAGGAGACGACGAUGUGGCAGAUAAUAAAUUCAACUACAACGAUUAUGAUAACGAUGAUGACGACGAUGACAAUGCAGAUAAAAUAAUGAUGACCAUGAUUAUGUUGACAAUAACGAUGACAGUCAUAACGAAAAUAAGUGGUAAUGAUGGAGAAUGCAAAGAACCUCUUGGCCUUGAAAGGGGUAAUGUCACCGACGGACAGCUCAGUGCCUCUUCGGAAUGGGACGGGAACCAUAGCCCCAGGCGCGCCAGACUAAAUAUUCAAAAAGAAGGCAGCCAGCGAGGCGCUUGGUCCUCUCGCAGGAGGGACGGCAACCAGUGGCUCCAGAUUGAUCUCUUUGACGAAACCGCCAAAGUGACCGGUGUUGCCACACAAGGAAGGGCUGACAAUAACCAGUGGGUCACUAAGUUCAGGCUUCAGUACAGCAAGGACGGAAAGAACUUUCAGUUCUACAAAAGGAAAGGACAAUCUGCGAUCGAGGAAUUUACUGGUAACAAGGACAGAAACACCGUGGUUAGGCAUGACCUAAAUCCACCAAUUACGGCACGUUUUAUCCGUUUUCAACCUGUCAGUUGGUUUGCACAUAUUUCCAUGAGAGCGGAGCUUUAUGGCUGCUUAGCCGGAAAAUGUAUCGAACCCCUCGGUGUGCAAAGCGGUGAGAUCUCCGACGAACAACUUUCUGCCUCUUCGGAAUGGGACAGAAACCAUGGAACCAAACGUGGCCGACUUAACAUUGCGAAACAAGGGUCGCUGCGAGCUGCAUGGUCUUCUCGCAGGAAUGAUCAAAACCAGUGGAUACAGAUCGAUCUUCGCACUCAUUACACGAGAGUGACAGCCGUAGCCACACAAGGAAGAGGCGACUGGGAUCAGUGGGUCACCAAGUACAGGCUGCAGUACGGCCAUGAUGGAGAGAAAUUUGAAUUUUACAAGGAGCCAGGACAGACUGCACCCAAGGAUUUUGCGGGAAACAAAGACAAGUACACCAUUGUUUUUCACAAACUAAACAAGCCAUUCUUUGCACGUUUCAUUCGAUUUCUUCCUCGGUCAUGGCGUUCACAUAUCUCCAUGCGGAUGGAGGUGUAUGGCUGCUCAGCUCUGGUAGAAAACAUGGACCAGAAUGGAGAUGGAUUUGCCAGCCAAAAUGAGGUGGAAAGCUUUGGUUUAAAUUGGAAAGGUAGUGUGGAACAAUUCGAUCUGAACGCUGAUGGCAAACUUAAUCUGGAAGAGUCCAAAAUUAUGACGUCCAAAAGUCCAUAUGAUUUGAAGCAAAUCAUGUGCCAUUUCGAAGCCACUGAUACGAACAACGAUUUAUACGUGACGGCUGGGGAGCUGAAGAAACGAUUUGAGUACUUAAAAUACGACAUCUCUCUUAAUGGCGUUACAGAAUUUAUUAAGAAGGGAGACGUUGAUGAACUGGAUAAUAAAUUCAGUUACAACGUUGUGCCUUUACUUUUCCCUCUGCAAGGUGCUUGGUCUUCCCGCAGGAAUGAUCAAAACCAGUGGAUACAGAUCGAUCUUCUCACUCGUUACACGGCAAUGAGGGGCGUAGCCACACAGGGAAGAUACGGCUGGAAUCAGUGGGUCAUCCAAUAUAGGCUGCAGUACGCUCUGGUGGAACACAUGGACUCGAACGGAGAUGGAUUUUCCAGCCGAGGUGAAGUGGAAAGCUUUGGUUUAAAGUGGAAGGGUGAUGUAGACGAUUUCGAUCUGAACGCUGAUGGCAAACUCAGUCCUGAGGAGUCUAAAAUCAUGACUUACAAGAGUAUAUAUGAUGUUAAGAAAAUCUUGUGUCAUUUCAAAGCCACUGAUACGAACCAUGAUUUAUUUGUGACGGCUGGAGAGCUGAAAAAACGAUUUGAAGACUUCAAAUAUGACAUCACUCCAAACGGCCUAGCUGAGUUUAUUAAGGAGGGCGACAUUGAUGUGGCGGAUAAUAAAUUCAGUUACCACGUGGAAGAAAUGACAGACAUAACGAUAUGGAUCGUGUUGAUGUCUGUUUUGGGAACAACGAUGGAUGCAGCAUUUGUUCCGGAAAAAUUCAGAGAUGAGCAAGAUGAAGGAGAUUGUGAUGGACCUCUCGGCCUCGAAAACGGUAACAUCACCGACGGACAGCUUAGUGCCUCUUCGGAGUGGGACUGGAACCAUGGUGCUAGACGCGGUAGGCUGAAUGUACAAAAACAAGGCGGCCUGAGAGGCGCUUGGUCCUCACGCAGGAAUGACGGCAACCAGUGGCUCCAGGUUGAUCUCUUUGACGAAGAUGCUCAAGUGACGGGUAUCGCCACACAGGGAAGGGCUGACUGGAACCAGUGGGUCACCAAGUACAGGCUGCAGUAUGCUGUGGAUGGAGUGAACUUCCAGUACUACAAAGAGCAAGGACAAUCUGCAAUCAAGGAAUUCACUGGUAACACGGACAGAAACACCAUAGUUCGUUACAAUCUGAAUCCACCAAUUACUGCACGUUUUAUCCGUUUUCGACCUGUCAGUUGGACCGGACACAUUUCCAUGAGAGCGGAGCUUUAUGGCUGCUUUUCCAAAUGUCUCAAGCCUCUUGGCGUGCAAAGUGGUGAAAUUUCUGACAAACAACUUUCUGCCUCUUCUGAAUGGGACAUAAAUCAUGGUGCCAAACGUGGCCGACUUAACAUUAAGAAAGACGGACCUCUGCGAGGUGCUUGGUCUUCCCGUAGGAAUGAUCAAAACCAGUGGAUACAGAUCGAUCUUCUCACUAGUUACACGGCAGUGAGGGGCGUAGCCACACAGGGAAGAUACGACUGGAAUCAGUGGGUCACCCAAUACAGGCUGCAGUACGGUAAUGAUGGAGAAAACUUUGAAUUCUACACUGUGGCUGCAGGACAAAGUGCAAUCAAGGAUUUUGCAGGAAACAAGGACCGGCACACUAUUGUUUUUCACAAACUAAGGGCAGUCUUCGCACGUUUCAUCCGAAUUCUUCCACGGUCAUGGCAUGGACAUGUCUCCAUGCGCACGGAGCUCUAUGGUUGCCCAGCUCUGGUGGAAAACAUGGACUUGAACGGAGAUGGAUUUGCCAGCCAAAGUGAAGUGGAAAGCUUUGGAUUAAAGUGGAAGGGUGAUGUAGAAGAAUUCGAUCUGAACGCUGACGGCAAACUCAGUCCUGAGGAGUCUAAAAUCAUGACGUACAAAAGUAUAUAUGAUGUCAAGAAAAUCCUUUGUCAUUUCAAAGCCACCGAUACGAACCAUGACUUGUUUGUGACGGCUGGAGAGCUGAAAAAACGAUUUGAAGACUUCAAAUAUGACAUCACUCCAAACGGCCUAGCUGAGUUUAUCAAGGAGGGCGACAUUGAUGUGGUGGAUAAUAAAUUCAGUUACCACGAGUUCAGCACGGCAAUGUUUGGUGUUUAAUACCCAGAUUCUUGUGUGAACCUCCGUAGAAGCAUCAAGGCAAUCAGGCCUACGAAACAUAGGCAGCUGUUUUACUUGUUAUUAGGGAAGUUUGAUGAAAUAUGUUUCGUCACGUAGAUUUCUAAUUGUGGGAUAUCUCAAUAAAGAAAGUAGUAAAAUCA